This is a messenger RNA of Symbiodinium pilosum, 474 nucleotides long. The record is from the annotation of a GenBank genome assembly. NCBI's taxonomy places the organism in Eukaryota, Dinophyceae, Suessiales, Symbiodiniaceae.
AUGAAGGCACCUGAGGCGACGCUACGGCUUCCACCACAGGGCAUGUGGCCACCACUGCCCCCUCGCUACGUUAUCUCGGAGAGGGGUCUACAGCAGUGGAAAGAAGGAAUACGCCAGUGGGAGGAAGAGGUCAAUCAGCAAAGCUCAUCUCAGCUCCGGGCUUUGUAUGAAAACACUGCACGUGUCGUACUCGGCGAGCUGCUGUCGAGCCAGCUCCUGGAGCCUGAGGUUGGGGGUGCCCGAAGAGCGCUGUUUUCAGCCUGGGCAAAUGUCAUGAUUUUUUGUUUUCAAAGAUACCUUCCUUUGCAACACAAGCCAUUCCGGGUCCCUGGCAACUGGUCAGAAGAAGUCAUUGGUCUGCAGGUGCUGCACUUUGCAAGCCGCUUCUUGCGGGAUGCUCAAAGCAUGUCACAGAGAUGCCUCUCAAUUUUGUUGUUUGAGAAGCUGGUUGGGCUUCAAGGCCUUGAAUACUGA